This is a messenger RNA of Phodopus roborovskii (desert hamster), 1729 nucleotides long. It is a transcript of the gene Dnase1l1, whose product is annotated as deoxyribonuclease 1 like 1. Gene Ontology annotation, biological process: DNA catabolic process. The transcript is spliced from 8 exons. Gene Ontology annotation, molecular function: DNA nuclease activity. Gene Ontology annotation, cellular component: nucleus. The record is from RefSeq and is a predicted model, not a curated record. Bases 269 to 1183 code for a protein of 304 amino acids. NCBI's taxonomy places the organism in Eukaryota, Metazoa, Chordata, Mammalia, Rodentia, Cricetidae.
UUAGCUGGCUGUGGGGCUGGCCCUUUGGGUGGGUCUGGAAGCGGGCUUCCUCUUCAUGCCCUCUCAAGUCCUUACCCUGGCUGGCGCUGCGAUUCUGUGGAGUGUUUCAAUCGGUUCAAGGCUGAGGCACGCGUGGGACCAAGUUGGUCUACUGAGGAAAAGAUGCCAGAAACAUUCAGGACCAGCAGCAGAGAGAACACCAAUUAGCUGAGAUCAGCUGCAGUGUCAAUGCACUCUGAACAGCCUGGAUUCCUUUGGAGGGGUCCUAAUGCCACAUAUGGCCAUGCAAGGACUUGUUGCGGCUCUCCUGCUCAUUCUCCUGGCUGGUGGAGCUGAAGACUUCCGUAUCUGUGCCUUCAAUGCCCAGAGACUGACAUUGGCCAAGGUAGCCAAAGGGCCAGUGAUGGAUACCUUAGUUCAGAUCCUGGCCCGAUGUGAUAUCAUGGUGCUUCAAGAGGUGGUGGAUUCUUCCCAGAAAACUGUCUCUCUUCUGCUUCGAGAAGCUAAUAGAUUUGACAGUUCCAGGACAUACAGCUUCCUAAACAGCUCCCUGCUAGGGCGCAGCACAUACAAGGAGAAGUAUGUGUAUAUCUACCGGUCUGACAAGACACAGGUUCUGAAUUCCUACCAGUACAAUGACACAGAUGACCUUUUUGCCCGAGAACCAUUUGUGGCCCAGUUCACUCUCCCUAGCAAAAUCCUUCCAAGUGUGGUACUGGUUCCACUCCACACUACUCCCAAGGAUGUAGAGAAGGAGCUGAAUGCCCUCUAUGAUGUGUUUCUGGAUGUCUCCCAACGCUGGCAAAAUGAGAAUGUGAUCCUGCUUGGAGACUUCAAUGCUGACUGUGCAUCCCUGACUAAAAAGCGUCUCAACAGCCUGCUACUGCGGACUGAGGCAGGCUUCCACUGGGCCAUUUCUGAUGGGGAGGAUACUACAGUGCGGGCCAGCACCAACUGUACCUAUGAUCGAAUUGUGGUGCAUGGGCAGGGCUGUCAGACACUGCUGAGGGCUGCAGCACCCUUCAACUUCCCCAGGAGCUUUCAGCUGACUGAGGAAGAGGCUCUCAGCAUCAGUGACCAUUAUCCUGUGGAGGUGGAGCUGAGCCAGGCAGCUCAUGGCAUCCAGCCCUUCAAUUUGGCCAUUCUGCUCCUGCUGUCACUUUUGCCAUCUCAACUGAGCUAGGUGGCUUUUACCUAACGACUACUGACUUGACUCCAACACUGACAUCUCCUGGAGCUGAAUCAAGACCUGAAGGGCUUCAACUACAGCCUUCCUUUUCUUUUUAUGUAUACUUCCUGCUGCUUGCUAUUCCAAGAGGAAGACAGGGCUUUUUAUCUCCAAUACCCUUGGUUUUAAAUAUUCAGAAUAGACUUGUCACUGCAUGCCAUUCCAUGUUAAUUAGUGAGAAGCAGAGACAAAGGCUAGGAAUGGACUCAAGGACAUAGACUACAUCUAUGCAAGGUUUCUGCAACUCACAUCUAGAACCAGGCAGGAAUAUAUCCCAGAUACCUCUAACAGAAAGUGAGCUCGCAAAAAAAUAUGCUUGAGACAUGAACUCAUUAAAGAUCCCUAUAACACUAGCUUGCAAAAAGCUCUGGUAGCUAUGAUUAAACUUUAUGGGCUAGUCUUGUCUCUGGAUCAUAUGUCCACGUUACACCUGCUCUGUAUUCAUUAAUAUGAGUCUGUCAGGUUUAAAAUGUUCCAAUAAAAUUGCCAGUUUUAACUCUU